AUGGCGAAUUUGCAACAAUUCGGAGGAAAUCAGAGCAGAACCAAUGGCCAAAGUAGUAACCAAAAUCCGCGCAAGUUUGUGAGGCUGAAGCAAUCCUCCCACACAUGGGGCCGUGGCGCCCCUCCUCCGUCCCUGAGACUUGCAGACGGGAAAAAAAAAAGUACAGAAACCGGCGUUCGACCCCGCGGCUCGGCGGGCGGCCUCGGCUCGAGCUGCAUCUCCGGGCGCGGAGCUACCUCCUCAGGUCGAGCUGGGUGGGAGCAGGCCCCGGCCCGGUCCAAGGGGCGAGCACGCGUCUCACUGCCUGCAGGGCCCUUACUCCAUCACAGCGCCUGGCGCGGAGGCAGCAGCGACAGCAAGGACGACAGCUCAGGCGUCAGCUUCCUCGAUCUAGUGCACGAAGCCGCAGCAGCGACGAAUGUUACUGAUGCGGCUGGCAGAGGCCGCCGCCACUCUCUCCAUAUCGGACGCGGGGCUCGAGCUGUGCCUCGCUCUCUGCCCCGGUGGUUACAGCCUCGCUGUUCCCUGAGGUGGCGAAGCGGGAAAGAAAGUCCCGCACCCGGUAGGGGAGGGCCGGGGAGGAAGUGCGCGGGCCGGCCGCGGCGGCGGCGGGAGGGGGCGGGGAGCAGGCCCGGCCGGGCCGCGACGGCGCCCCUCGCUCCUCAGUCGCUCACUUCGAGGUCACCAGGCGCAAGCGCCGCCCCUCACUGCCCGGCCAUCAUCUCCGCGCCGCACACACGGACACCGCCUCCGCCAAGCACGACGGUCGCCGCGGCCCACGGAGCCCGCCCGGCCACGGUUGAGGCGAACGCUCACACGGCCAGGCCCCGCCGCCGCCGCCCAGCGCACACAGCAGGCCCCGCUGCAGGCCCCUCCCCUCGUGCCUCGCUGCCCUCACCCGGACUCCACGAGCCACUCUAGCUCGGUAGAGCCCAGGUUUCUCGCACAAACUGCUUCCUCGGUGCCCGCCAAAGCUCAGACCCGACUAGGUCGCGUUAUGUCGCGCUCCUCUCGGACUCCAGCUCAGCCUCUCCGCACCCCGACUGACCACGACGUGAGGAAGUAGCCCCGCGCACCCACAAGUCCCGCCCUCGUGGCCUUUAUCCCGGAACGUGGCUUCUUGACCACCGAAAGGGUGGCAUCAGCGGUUCGCUCACACUCUCAGCCUGGAAAGCAGGCUUCUGGACCACCGAAAGGGUGGCAUCAGCGGUUCGCUCACACUCUCAGCCUGGAAAGCAGGCAGGCGUUCGGGUGGUGCUUGCUAGGUUAGGGCCGCGGCCUUAAGUCGGCCGCAACCUGAGGUCCGGAAGGCCCCGGCCGGCGCUCUGUGAGCUGUGGGGCCCGGCCCGACGCCUUCUCCCGCUAGUCCGACCCGGUCUCUUCACACGGUCUCAGGUCCUUGGAGUCAGGCGAAUGCAAGAGGCCCGGCCUUACAGAGGCGCCAAGGAGGACCCCACCGAGCUCCUCUAGGCGAGUCCAGUUUUAAAAAACGAACCCCCUUUUUUUUUUCUUUUAGCUCCGGUAACAGACCUAGCCCUUCUAUGUGAAUCAGUAUCUUAACCCAUCGUCCUGCCUUAGAACGAACCCAAAUCCUUUCCAGUAUUAUCUGUUUUUAAACAAGCUUUUGCCUGAUGGUUUUGCAGAAGUAAGGACUAUGAGACAAACGUCUAACUAACGUACUAUUUCUUACCUCUAGAUACAUCAAAGCUGUUCAGCAGAAUUUUUUGCGUACAGUAAAUGCUCUACAAGUUUACAAACUAACUUAUGACGUAUGUAAAAUCAUUUGCGGCACAAAUACAUGUUAGUUUUAGGGCCUUGUCGCUUAGAGUAGAAAUCAAUAGUUAAGAGAUUGAGGGAACCUGGACAAAUCUCUGAUGUAUAAUUUCUACUACAUUUGAGAACAGAUUUACUUUCUUUAAGGCCUAGCAUAUUAUCAGCACUUAAGUGUUAAGCCGUAAGGAUCUAACUUCCUAAUUUUGUUAAGCACCAAAGCAGAUAUUAAACAAAAUUGAGCAAAAUA
Phyllostomus hastatus (greater spear-nosed bat) is the source of this 2020-nucleotide messenger RNA. Its product is annotated as serine/arginine repetitive matrix protein 1-like. The record is from RefSeq and is a predicted model, not a curated record. The transcript has 3 exons. Lineage: Eukaryota; Metazoa; Chordata; Mammalia; Chiroptera; Phyllostomidae. The coding region runs from base 1 to 921 and encodes 306 amino acids.